GGAAGCAGACGAGGCCUAUCAGGCCCGCAUGUUAGCCUGGAGUACCGAGACAAAGAAACGGGCAGAUGACGCUGCAGCAGCAGCGAAGAAGAAGGCCGAGGAUGCCGAGCAGGCACGUCUGCUGGCACUUGAACAACAGCGCCAGCACGACGAGGCAGCAGCAAGGGCUGCCGAUGAAGAAAGAACACAGCGUCGUGAGAAGAUAUUCACCGGAGAGCGGGCAUUACUUACCAUGGCAGGAGAAUGGCGAAGCGAGGCCGAGAAUAGCCAGUUGGAGGAUAGCGCAAACAAGAUAGCGCUCCUCCUCUCGCAUCUCACGGAUCUCCUGGCAACCUGCAUUACACAGCAGGCGGAGAUCCUUGCUCUCGACAACUCGGUAGCUCAUCUCCAAGACCGCCUUCCGCGGGUGGAGCAGCGACCAGUCGCCGCCGCCGAUGCAGGCUCUUCCAACACUGCCGACCGCCUCACCGCGUUGGAGAUGCGCGUCGGCUCCCUCCAGGAUGGCGCACAGUUACAGCAGACCACGACGCAACAAUUGCAGCAGCGGAUCUGCACUACAGCCACCACCUCGAGUCCGGAGCCGCGCGAGACAGCUCCUAAGUUCGAUGGGCAAGAGAUCUUCCACGAGUCAAUCAAGACAGAUCCAAUUCCAUGGUUUUGCAAGUUCGAGCUCACGCUGCAGCUCCACAACGUCAAGGAAAACAAGCACCACGCUUACUUGUACUCUCGCUCAGGGGGCGCGUGUCAGGCGUGGUUGGACAACUUGUUGUCCAAGUACGGAGUGGUAGCAGCGGACUUGCACACCAUGAUCAGCUGGGAUGAUCUGAAGGCGGCGUGGCACAAGCGGUUCCAGGUGGAGCCGCCAGAGAUCAAAGCCAUGGACAAGUGUUGCAUACCCGAGGAGGAGCUUGAGGUACUCCGCGCACAACUCGAUGAUUUGUUGGCCAAGGGCUGGAUCCGCCCAAGUAGCUCCCCAUAUGGAGCACCAGUUCUCUUCGUCAGGACGAAGCACAAGGAUCUACGAUUGUGCAUCGACUACCGCAAGCUCAACGUGCAAACCGUCAAGAAUGCGGGGCCUCUUCCUCACAUCGACGAUCUUCUCGAGCGUCUGGGCGGUGCGAAGUAUUUUUCCAAGCUCGAUUUGAAAUCAGGAUAUCAUCAAAUCUCGAUUCAACCGAAUGAUCGCUACAAAACCGCAUUCACGACGCGGUACUGGCAUUUUGAGUGGGUGGUCAUGCCUUUUGGCCUCACCAACGCCCCAACGACAUUCCAGGCGGCGAUGACCAAUGAGUUCCGUGCAAUGUUGGACCGGUUCGUGCUGGUCUACUUAGACGAUAUUCUCGUCUACGGCCGGACAUUGGCGGAUCAUCUUGGACAUCUUCGACGAGUGUUGGAGACGCUCUGCCGUGCCAAGUACAAGGCCAACCGCGACAAGUGCGAAUUUGUUCGGCAAGAGCUGGAAUACUUGGGCCAUUUUGUCACACCGAAGGGCAUGAGUCCGUUAUCGGACAAGAUUCAGGCCGUCCAAGAGUGGUCGGAGCCUCGGAACGUCGUGGAUGUCCGCUCGUUCUUCGGUCUUACCAGCUACUAUCAGCGCUUCAUCAAAGGCUACUCCAAGAUCGCGGCCCACUUGAACAAGCUUCAGUGCGAGGAUCGGCCGUUUGACUUUGGAGAGGAGGCGCGGGGAUCAUUCCUCACUCUCAAAGUCGCACUAUUGUCUGCGGAGGUCUUGCGGAUAUACGACCCGCUCGCGCUUACACAUGACACUACGGAUGCGUCAGGCUAUGGCAUUGGUGCAGUCCUCGAGCAACAUGAUGGUGUGGACUGGCACCCGGUCGAGUACAUCAGCAAGAAAGUGCCACUCGUGCAUUCCAUUGACGAUGCACGCAAGGAGUUCCUUGCCUUUGUCCACGCGCUCAAGCGGUGGCGGCACUUCCUCCUUGGUCGAAGCCAAUUUCGCUGGGUGACGGACAACAAUCCGUUGGUCUUCUACAAGACCCAAGACACCGUCAACAGCACCAUCGCUCAAUCGAUGGCUUUCAUCGACCAGUUCGACUUCUUUCCCGAUCAUAUUCCCGGGAAGUCGAACCGUUUUGCGGAUGCUCUUUCACGGCGUCCGGAUCAUUGUACCGCGGUCUACUCAACCUCAGAGAUCGAUGACGACCUGCGGAACAGUUUCAUCAGCAGCUACCAAGCCGACCCCGAGUUUUGCGACAAGUACGCGAAUUGCUCCUCUCCUACUCCGGCUCCUUCUCACUACCGGAUCCAAGAGGGGUACUUGUUUGUCCACACGCGGGGGAAGGACCUUCUUUGCGUACCAAGUGAUCCUCACUUGCGUACACGGCUUCUUGGCGAGUUCCACGAUGCUCCCGCCACCGGACACUUUGGAGUCAAUCGCACGAUUGGCCGAUUUCGACAACGAUUUUGGUGGCCCGGCCUUCUUGGCGACGUCACGCGCUAUUGCGAGUCAUGCGAGGUUUGCCGACGCUGCAAAUCCCGCAACCAUCGUCCGUACGACGAGUUACGACAAUUGCCAGUCCCGUUGAGGCGAAGGGAAGCGAUUGCCAUGGACAUUACCGGCCCGUUCCCCAAGCACAAGACCGGAGUGGAUGGGAUUCUUACGGUGGUCAACCGACUCACCAAGUUCGCCAUGUUUUUGCCUUGUCGCUAUCACGCCAAGGCACCGGAGUUGGCCGAGGUUCUUUACGCCGGUUGGAUUCGAACCAAGGGUUACCGCAAGGAGAUCGUCUGCGACCGCGACACUCGAUUUAUGUCCGAUUUUUGGUUGGCGCUCAUCAAGCGAUGGGGCUCAUCUCUCGAGCCCAAUUCAGCUCGCCACCCUCAGACCGAUGGCCAGACGGAGAGGGCGCAUCAGACCGCACAGGUUCUUCUUCGCACUCUCAUCCGCCCUGACCAGAAAGACUGGGUUGAGCAACUGUCGGACGUCGAGUUGGCCUACAACUCUUCCAUCCACCCGGCUAUUGGGAUAUCACCCUUCGAGUUCGAGCACGGCUCGCCGGUCAUGUCACCGUUGGACACUAUUACUCCACGCACGGCCGAGAGCGACGACCAUCUUCUUUUCUUGCGCGGAUCCGACACCGGCGGAGGAAGAAAGGAGUCACCUGGCAGACCUGAUGCUGUGAUGCGGGCGGUAAUGUGGACCAAUACGAUGUUAACGGUGCAGAUACACGAGGGCAGACAGCUGCAACAGACUCAGCAGAAAGAUGCUGCAGCCUUAACAGCCGCUGUUCGCACUGCCGCCACACAUCAGCAACAACAGCAACAGCUGUUGAGCACCACCACUGCACGCGUCAACAACAUCGAGGCUAAGGCCUCAGCAGCGCCAGGCUGCACGACUGACACGGCGAAACAGCUCAACGAGCGCAUCGACCAUGUCGUCAGUCUAAUCGGCGAACUAGAGGAUUUCACCAGUCCGGCUACGAUCAGCAGCACAGUGGCCACCAUCAAGACGGACAUCACCAAGCUGCAGUCGCAACCGGCAGCAGCUGCGAAGGUAUACAAGAUGCCACGCUUCAACAUCGGCAAGUUCGAGGACUACAACAAGACAGACGCUUUGACAGGGUGGCAAGCCUUCCUCACUGAAGCGUCCUGCCACAAGGUCCCAGCCGAAGACAUGAUGAAGGCAAUAUACCUCCAACUCUUCGGAGGUGCGCAGGCGUGGAUGAACCACCUCGCAGUUAACAAGAAAACCACUAUCGCCGAGCUACACAAACACCUCACGUGGGAGGAUUUUGAACAGCUGUGGUUCACCCGAUUCAUGGUCCGCAACGUUGUAAAGGCGGCCAUGAACGAGGUCUACACUUGUUCACAGGGAAGUAUGCCAACUCGAGACUGGACGAUUAAGUGGCAAAAGAUAGUGACCACGCCAGGCUUCGAUUUGAGUUUUACAAACCAACGAUCCGAGUUCUUCUCACGUUCGUGUGCAGGACUGCGAACCGCACUCGGCAACGAGUACGAUUAUGCCUCAUUCCAGGCUAUUCUGGAUCGUGCGAACCUGGUCAUCCAAACGGGCGACAAGGCCGCCAACGAAAAGCAGUCCCAGCAGCACUAUGUGGCUAAGCAGGGCUACCAACGACCGGCACAUAAUAAUGUCGUGAUUUCUGAAGAAACAGUUGAUCUCCACGCUGCAGCAGCAUCCUCGAGUGAUGGAGGAAUUGUCGCAGCGCUCCCGUCGAAGCGUCCCAAGAGAGUUCGGAAGAACAAGGCGACACAAGCGACGACAUCGACGGGAACUGGGCAGCAGCCAUGGACGGCAUACAAGAUAACCAAGGAAGUAUAUGACCUUCGUCAACGGAUCGAGGAGAACGUGGAUCUGUUGACCGCUGCAGUCCCGCUCGACUGGGUGCGCAUUCUGCGCAGAGGACCGUGGCUGAAGGAAGGAGACAGGGUAGCUGCCCCAGGGGACCCGGAAAGCGUAGGCAAUGUGGUGGAGGUGGAGGCGGGAGCGGAGGAGAACUGGCGGGGGAAUGCCAAAGGACAAGUGGCAGAGGAAUCCCAAGGGAUGGGGGGAGGCGGAGGGGAGGGGACCGGCGGGCAGAGGUGGAGGCGAGGUGGCCCCCAAGCGGAGAAGAGGUGGGUGCGCAGGGAGGAGAUGGUGGGCGGUGGUGGAGGGGAGGUGGGCAAAGGCGGAGAGGAGAUGGUGGGCAGAGGCCAAGAGGAGAUGGUGGGCGGUGGCGGAGGGGAGAUGGCUGGAGGAGGCGGAAGGGAGGUAGGGGCCCGCGGAAGGCGGGAGCCGGUGGCGGAGUCGAGGUGGGCAGGUGGGAGGGCCCGUUAGACUUCAAUGCAGCAAAAGCGUCGGCCUGCAACGGCCCCUAUUUCCAAAGGGCGCGCCGAUCCAGGCCGCCCGCAG
Messenger RNA from Chara braunii, 4870 nucleotides. NCBI's taxonomy places the organism in Eukaryota, Viridiplantae, Streptophyta, Charophyceae, Charales, Characeae. The record is from the annotation of a GenBank genome assembly.